This is a messenger RNA of Oncorhynchus mykiss (rainbow trout), 1866 nucleotides long. RefSeq names its product carnosine N-methyltransferase 1 (gene carnmt1). Gene Ontology annotation, cellular component: nucleus; cytosol. Lineage: Eukaryota; Metazoa; Chordata; Actinopteri; Salmoniformes; Salmonidae. Gene Ontology annotation, biological process: carnosine metabolic process. The record is from RefSeq and is a predicted model, not a curated record. Gene Ontology annotation, molecular function: carnosine N-methyltransferase activity.
CCAACCAGAUGAAAGGUCUAUUACUUUUCCUGGCUCACUCCAUUGUUCGAUUGGAUGGGUCUGAGUACAACAUUCAGACAUGGCGGAAGGAACGGUGGACCAGGUUACUGAUGGAGAGCAAGAAGAAGCAUAUUUUUACCGAGAAAGGAUUAAAUGUACACCAGAAGAGGAGACAAAGCUCGAAAGGCAACACUUUUGGAAAGUGAUCGAUGCGUUUAGAUACUACAGGAUGCAUGUUCAAGAGCGGGUGAAUCGAGCAGAGCGUCAGUUCCAGAGUCUUCCGGAGCAUCACCAGCUGCUGCUGCCCGGGGUCUUGCCCAACCUGGCCCGUAUCCGCCGCAGUGUGGACCACAACCAGGAGGUGCUGCAGGCUAUCGUGCUCAACUGUAUCCACAUGUUUGAGAACAUGGAGUAUGGUGAAGAGGAUGACCUGAGGAAGGUGGGUACGUCUUCCACGUUCGACAUGGACAAGCUCAAGUCCACCAUUAAGCAGUUUGUGCGUGACUGGAGCGAGGCCGGCCAGGCUGAGAGAGACUCCUGCUACCUGCCCCUCAUCCAAGAGAUCCAGAGACUCUUUCCCAGCAACAAGUGUGAUGUGUCCAAGGUGAGCGUGCUGGUUCCGGGGGCAGGGCUUGGUCGCCUGGCAUGGGAAAUCGCUCGUCUGGGUUAUGCCUGCCAAGGCAACGAAUGGAGCUUCUUCAUGCUCUUCUCCUCAAACUUCGUCCUCAACAGAUGUGAAAAGGUCAACUCCAUGACCCUGUACCCCUGGAUCCACCAGUUCAGCAACAACAAGAGGUCAUCUGACCAGACGCGGCCAAUCAGCUUCCCAGACGUCAACCCCCAGAGCCUGCCUCCAAACUCGGACUUCUCCAUGGUGGCUGGGGACUUCCAGGAGGUCUACACAGAGCCUAACACCUGGGACUGCGUGGCUACCUGCUUCUUCAUCGACACGGCGCACAAUGUCAUCGACUACGUGGAGACCAUCUGGAACAUUCUGAAGCCUGGAGGCGUGUGGAUCAAUCUUGGCCCACUGCUGUACCACUUUGAGAACAUGGCCAACGAGCUCUCCAUCGAGCUCAGCUACGAGGACGUCAGGGCAGCAAUUUUAAAAUAUGGAUUCCAUUUGGAGGUGGAGAGAGAGUCUGUCCCCACCACCUACACGGAGAACGAUCAGUCCAUGCUGAAGUACCUGUACGACUGUGUUUUCUUUGUGGCAAGGAAACCUGACCAUCUGUAUGCCAACGGUUACCAGGUGGUCCAUAAGAACAGACCGGAAGUGUCGCAACGGCGAGAGAGCUGCGACGGUCUGACGUGACAUCGUCUGUCAUGACAUUGCAGAGCAACAACCGGAAAAAAAAAGCAAUUGGCCACCACCAAGAGCAUAAAAAAAAUUGUAAGAUGACAGAAACACAAGUCAAUGGACAGGUUUGCUUUCAUGUUUCUUCUUCUUUAUAUUGUCUCAUCGCCAGAGCUGCCAAAUCACCUUCCUUCCUCCCCUGAGCCUUUGAGAUUGAGACAGAUGCCUAUUAUGAACUCAAGUGACUAAAUCUGUCAGCACAGGACUGUUUGUCUUCAGUUAAAGAGGCAAAGUGACGCCUCUAUCUCCAUGGUGACCUGAUGUAGUUGCAUGCGUGUCAGAGACCCGCCUCUACGUCUUCCCAUUGUAUUUAUUUUGUAAAAUACAGUUACCAACUCUGGCUAUUUAUAGUAAAACAAAAAAAGUAUCACUUAAAAUCAUUUGCUGAAGUGGCUGGAGUUGGUUAUUUUAACCUAUAUUGUAUGAUUGGACACAGAUUGAGUUUCAGCAUUACACCCUGGAUCUAGUACUGUCUCACUUAAUAAAGAAAAACAAUUCUUUAAAAAAAA